Xenopus laevis (African clawed frog) is the source of this 1065-nucleotide messenger RNA. RefSeq names its product olfactory receptor 472. Bases 1 to 1065 code for a protein of 354 amino acids. The record is from RefSeq and is a predicted model, not a curated record. The transcript has a single exon. Lineage: Eukaryota; Metazoa; Chordata; Amphibia; Anura; Pipidae.
AUGCAUGAGAAGAACCAGACGUUGGUCAGUGAGAUUGUUCUCUUGGGAUUUCAGAAUCUCCAGAACUUCAAGAUUCCCCUGUUCUCUCUGUUCCUUCUGAUUUACAUUCUGACCAUUUGUUUUAAUGUUCUUAUCAUGGGGUUGGUGUCAGUCAGCCGGAAUCUACAAUCCCCCAUGUAUUUAUUUAUACAACAAUUGUCUGUGUCUGACCUCAUGCAGUCCACAAAUAUUGCACCCACCCUGCUCCUAACUAUAAUGAAUGAAGGAACCACAGUGUUGCUUGUUGGGUGUAUCACACAAUUGUUAUGUUUUGGUGGCUUGGAAACAUUGCAGUGUCUUCUUCUAGCAGUAAUGUCCUAUGACAGAUAUGUGGCCAUCUGUAUCCCACUGCGUUACACUUCUAUAAUGUCCCACAGGGUUUGUGUUACGUUAAUUUUAAUAUCAUGGCUGCUUGGUCUUAUCAUAACGUUCAAUACUGGAAAUGCCAUAUGCAAGCUCCAAUUUGGUCAUCAAAAUACUAUUGACCAUUUUUUUUGUGAUUUCUUCCCUCUUGUUGAACUUUCAUACUCAAACAAUUUCUUCUUUCAUAUAGAAGUAGUCUUAGGUUCUAUUCCUGUGGUUUUCUUCCCCUUUCUCUGCAUCACUGUAUCAUAUAUGUGUAUUGCCCAUGCAAUCCUAAAGAUAGUGUCCAAUACCGGGAGACAAAAAGCCUUCUCCACCUGCAGCUCCCACUUGGCUGUGGUCUUCUUAUUCUAUGGGAUUCUCAUUGCUAUUUAUGUGGUUCCUCCCAAAACAAACUCACAGACUAUAAGCAAAGUUCUCUCUCUGUUAUACACUGUGGUGAUUCCUUUGGUUAACCCAGUGAUUUACAGCUUGAAAAGUAAAGAUAUCAAGGAUGCACUAAAACACAUAUUAGUAAGCAAAUUGAACACAAAUUUUGGUUGGACAGCUCUGAAAUUGCAUGCAUUGGCCCCCCCUAGGUGCAUCGCAAAUCCAUGCCUGGCAAUUUAUUCAGCCAUCACUAGAGACAAUUGUUUUCAGGCUGAAUUGAAUUGUAGAAAUUAA